Molecule: messenger RNA, 783 nt
Organism: Protopolystoma xenopodis
Lineage: Eukaryota; Metazoa; Platyhelminthes; Monogenea; Polystomatidea; Polystomatidae
Source: the annotation of a GenBank genome assembly
AUGUCCAAAGACACUGAAGAUGGAUUCUGUGAAUUAGAGCAUAAACAACAUAAGGUGAUUAAUUCCAUCGAUUUAAUGCAUCAGAAUCAGUUAAUUUCUGCAUUUCUCCGUCGGAAUAUUUCUCUUCUUGAAUCCUUAUAUGGUUGUUUCAUAUGCACUAAAUGUGCAACCAUAGGAAAUUCUGUGCAUAAUGCUGUCACUUGGAAUCCAGAUGGGUUCAAUUCUCAUCUUAAAACUCGUCACGCGGACGAAACCUCUCUUGAUUGCGUUUACUGUGGCCUUAGGGUUCCCAAAUGUGAUCUUACUCUACAUAUAAUUCGACACCUGUCUUUAGAAUCGGAAUUAUAUUCUUGCCCUAAAGAAACCUCUUUGGAUUCGGUGCAAAGAGACUCUUUGCAUAGCUAUAUAUGCCCUGCGGAGCCUUCUUGCCAUCUCAAUUUUCGAACUGGUAGAAUUGCAUCGCUAGAAGCACACUGGAAGAUACACCACUGCAAAGAAAAAGCUUCUGAGGAUUAUGAUACUAAGCUCUCACUUCGCUGUCCGUUUUGCUGUCGUCGUAUUCGUGGCGGAUUCUAUUUCUGGGCCAGCCAUGUGGAUAAACACAAAAGAAAAUUAAUUCACUGUACAAAGCCAGGAUGCCUCGUAAAGUCUCCUUCAAGAGCCCUCGUGCUUCAACACAUCGAACGAGUCCACAAAAAACGCCUUUCAGGUUCUCGGACCUCUUGUCUAACAGAUGUUAACGAAUCUCAAGAUUCAUUAACUUUGAUACGAGAGACGCUUGAG